UCCAAGGCCCAAGCCGAAGACGCAAACUCGCGUCAACAAACUUGAAAGCAGAGAAAUUUGAUCCAAAUUGUACCGAAAUUCCAAGACUUGACCAACAAGGAAACCUCCUCGUACCUUUUUAAUCCUCCUUCCAUUAAUUCCAAUCAUACCCACCUCGAUUUUCUCCAUCUUCUCUCAUCUGAACGAUUAAAAGACCACUCAGUGACUUUCCCACCUUCCCUUUUUAGAGUCCCAAUUUCUAUUUUGGUUCAGUUUUCAUGGCCAAACUGAAGAUUUCAGGUCCAUGGACUGGUGUGUUGGAUGUAGAACUCGAUAAUUGGACUGUCCGCAUGUUGAGGGAAGAAAUUGCAAGACGAUCGAACUGUAGUGUUGAGUCGAUCAAUUUAAUUUCUGGUGGUAGAAUCUUGAAAGAUGGCGAUGGAAGCGAGAAGCUGGUUCAUUUGGGUCUUAAGAACAACUCUAGGAUUCUUGCUAGACGGGUUUCAACUGAAGAGGGCAAGGCACUCAAGAAUGAAUUGAUGGCUGAGGAAGAGCGCUCUACCAGGCUUGCUCGAGUCAAGGCUGCUGCCACUGCUCUAGCUGAGAGGCAUGCUAAUGGUUUUCUCCCAGUUGAAGAUUUCAAUAUAGAACUUGAGGAUCAAAGUGGUCAGAAAGUUAAUUUUGGGUCUGAAACUGACCAAAAGGCAAUCAUGAUGGGCCUUAUGCUUCAUGCAAAUGCAAAGCAGCUGAUACGAAAGGGAAAUUACAAAGAUGCAUUAGAAGUACUCGUCAUGGGAGAGGAGGCUUUCACUCUAUGCAAUCCGAAACUUAUUGAGUUUGUUGACAACGUCUCAAUACUUCAAAUAGACAUGGUUUGGUGCUAUUUCAUGCUAAAAGACAUCAAGUGGCUCUCAGAUGCCGGACUACGCCUUGCAAAGGCUAGAGAAGGAAUUGAACGUGCCCAUGGGAAGGACUCUUCCCGUGUUCGAAUGCUUCAAGCUGGUUGCCAUCCUGAGCUUGCCUUACAUUUGAGACUAGAGCUGCUGGAGGGGGUGGCUGCAUAUCACAGCUGUAAGUUUGAUAAGGCUCGGGAAGCAAUCAACUCAGCACGAGCAAAAUAUUUUCAGCUACAAGUGUCAGAUGAAGCAUUAUCACAUGUUAUGGAUAUGGGAUUUAAAGAAAAAGAAGCAAAGAGAGCACUGCGCAUGUGCCAUCAAGAUGUAUGUAAGGCUGUUGAUUUUCUUUUUGAGGAAAGGACAAAGAGAGAGAGAAAACGGGAAGAGGAUAUUCGACGCCAGGAAGAAAUCAUGGAGCAAAAACUAUAUGGAAUGACGCCCUCCAAGAAAGCUGUCAAUCUUCAGAUAUUGGAAAAACUGACAUCUAUAGGGUAUGAGAAGGAAUUAGCUGCCGAGGCCCUGAGAAGAAAUGAGAAUGACAUACAGAAAGCAUUGGAUGAUUUGAUAAGCCCAGAAUCUAACUCUGUUAUACAGAAUGCUAUUGAGUCGAGGAAAAGGAAACGACAACGUAAAAGAGUAGAUGGUGCAGUUGAUGAGCUGGUUCGCAUGGGUUUUGAUAAAACAAGAGCCGAGGCAGCUUUUGAGGCUGGUGGCUCCUUAGAGCAAGCACUGAUUAUAUUAUCAGAACCUGGGACGAACAUUGCGGUCCAUGGGCAACCUGACUCGGUCAAUGCAGUCUUGGCUUCUGAGGGUGCAAGUUCCUCCCUUUCAAACAUUGCAGAAAACCAAGAAAUGUUGGACACCUUGGAUGAUGAGGGAGGGCCUUCUAUUGGUGAAGAAGACCGAGACUCGGUGAUGGAAGAUGAACUCGCUAGAGAACUCAAUGGCGCUACUGCCGUAUCGGAUUACGACAUGGAUGUAACAAAAGAAGGAGAAGCCAUAACAGAGUAUUUGGGUUUAUUGGACUCGAUGAUGAAUUCUGAGAAUGCUUAAAUAACAUAUUAACAAGGUUUUUAUGGUGUAAAUAAUAUUGCUUUUGAAUUCUAAAGAGGUAUAAGAAUAACUCGACAAUCGGAAUAAUCCAAACUACCCAACACGUAUUAUAAGUGUUGGGUUGGGUUAUUUUAAAGUUUAGGUUGAGUUAGUCUUUUUUUCUUUCUUUUUUUCGGGUUGGGUUGGGUCUUGGGUUGAGGUUUGAAAAAUUCGUUUCAACCCAACUCAUCUCGAAUUAAUAAUAUUAUGUAUAUUUAUAUUAAAUUUUAUAAUAUGAUGCUUGGAAUAUGUUUUUUAUUUUUGAA
This is a messenger RNA of Cucumis melo (muskmelon), 2233 nucleotides long. RefSeq lists its product as uncharacterized. The transcript is spliced from 11 exons. Gene Ontology annotation, biological process: regulation of ubiquitin-dependent protein catabolic process. Lineage: Eukaryota; Viridiplantae; Streptophyta; Magnoliopsida; Cucurbitales; Cucurbitaceae. Bases 258 to 1928 code for a protein of 556 amino acids. The record is from RefSeq and is a predicted model, not a curated record. Gene Ontology annotation, molecular function: protein binding.